UUUCCUCCAGAUGUGCUAAUCAGUGGCAGUGAACACUGCAGAAGAGAAGAGCAGAGAGCAGCGAGAGCUUACCUGUCAGAUUCUGUCAUUUACUGACAUGACAGUAAGGUUUUAAAUGCUUGCAGCUGAGCUUUGAGGUUUGCCCUUGGCCUUGUCUUUUUGUUCCCAAGUUCCUGGAGAAUGUGAAUUACAGCUCACAGGUGUACUGGCACCUUGUCACCCGGACUGCCUAGAGUGUAGUGUUUUGACAGUUUAAUUUUUAUCCGCCUCUUCACAUUUGUUGCUUCAUUAUAGCAUUGUCCCUGAUUAAGGAGACUUGCGGCAGGUUGGCAGGCUGGGCAGUGGGAACUUCAGAGGCUGCUCCUGCUGCUGUUAUCUUCAGCUGCAGUUUCCAGGCUUUCAAGAAACAGACCUGUCAUGCAUCAGCUGCCAAGUUAGGAGCCUAAUACUGAACUGCGAGUGAGUAAGUGUGCCCAAAAUCUACAAUGACAGCCAUGAAGGAGCAGCCUAACAUGGGGAGGGGAAGCCAACAGCAACAAGACCAGGAGAUAGGAGGUGCAAGCCCUCCCCAAAGAAACUGGAAGGGAAUUGCGAUUGCAUUGCUUGUGAUCCUUGCUGUGUGCUCUCUCAUCACCAUCUCAGUCAUCCUCCUAACUCCAGAUGAUACGUCAAAAACAGCAGAUGCUCGACUAACCUUGGAUGACCUGUUCAAAAUCGACUUCAAAAUACAUGACCCAGAAGUGAAAUGGAUCAAAGAUGCAGAAGUGGUAUAUCGGACCAGAGAUGGGCAUGUGAUCAAACUGAAUAUAGUUACAAAUGAAAGUACUGUGUUGCUGGAAAACAGCACUUUUGUGGUUUUUAAAGCAACAAAAUACUCUGUCUCUCCAGAUCUCAGAUUUGUCCUUCUUGCAUAUGACGUCAAACAGGUCUAUCAUUACUCUUACACAGCAUCAUAUAUUAUUUAUGAUAUACAUACCAGGGAAGUGAGGGAACUGAAUCCCCCAGAGGUGGCAAAUUCUGUAUUACAGUAUGCAGCAUGGGGCAUAGCAGGACAGCAACUGGUCUAUAUCUUUGAAAAUAACAUUUACUACCAGACUGAAGUAAAGAGCAGUGCCCUGCGCCUUACCUCAUCGGGAAAAGAGGGGAUAAUCUACAACGGCAUAGCAGAUUGGUUAUAUGAAGAAGAACUGAUGCAUUCCCAUGUUACCCACUGGUGGUCGCCAAAUGGAGAACAACUGGCAUUUCUGAUGAUAAAUGACACUUUGGUACCAAACAUGGCAAUCCCACGAUUUACUGGUAAUCUGUACCCCAAAGGAAAACAAUACCCUUAUCCUAAGGCAGGACAAGUCAAUCCAAUCGUCAAGCUGUUUGUUGUGAACCUUUAUGGACCAACUCACACCCUUGAAUUGAUGCCACCAGAAAAUUUCAAGUCCAAGGAAUAUUACAUCACAAUGGUAAAGUGGGUCAGCAAUACAAAGACAGUUGUAAACUGGCUGAACAGACCUCAAAAUAUCUCCAUUCUUACUACAUGUGAAAUUACAACUGGGGCUUGUUCUAAGAAACAUGAAACAGUGUCUGAACUCUGGCUUUCUAAACAGAAUGAGGAACCAGUGUUCUCGAAGGAUGGCAGCAAGUUUUUUAUGACUGUGCCUGUAAAACAAGGUGGUCGUGGAGAAUUUCAUCAUAUUGCUAUGUUCACUCUUCAGCCUAAGAGUGAACUGAGCAGCGUGCGUCACCUGACAUCAGGAAAUUGGGAAGUCACACAAAUCCUUGGAUAUGAUGAAGUUCAUCAGAAGAUAUAUUUUCUAAGUACAGAAGAUUCAACAAGAGGAAGACAUUUGUACAGUGUACACACUGUUGGAUCAUUUCAUCGCCAGUGUCUUUCCUGCACUUUCCACAAAGAUAACUGCACUUACUUCAGUGCCCACUUCAGCCCCAGUAAUGAACACUUCAUACUGCGCUGUGAAGGUCCCAAUAUACCAAUGGUCUCUGUCCAUAGCACAAGCAAUCCAAACAACUCCUACAUACUGGAAGAUAAUGCUGUUCUGCAUGAAUGUAUCAAAGAAAAAAGAAUCCACAAACCAGAAUACAGGACAGUUCAUAUUGCUGAUUAUGAGCUUACUCUGCAGUUGUUGUAUCCUGAGGGCUUUGAUGAAAACAAUCAAUACCCUGUUCUGCUGGUCGUUGACGGAGCCCCAGGGAGCCAGUUGGUUACUGAUAAGUUUCGGAUUGACUGGGAUUCAGUACUUGUCAGCUCUGACAAUGUCAUCGUUGCUCGCUUUGACGGCCGGGGCAGUGGUUUCCAAGGGCUUAAAAUUCUGCAGGAUAUACAUCGAAGGUUGGGCACAGUGGAAAUCAAAGACCAAAUUACAGCAGUACAAUCAUUAUUGAAAUUACCAUUUAUUGACCCAAACAGAAUAGGUGUUUAUGGCCAGGCAUAUGGAGGCUAUGUCACUUCCAUGAUUCUUAGUUCCACUGACAGAAUCUUCAAAUGUGGAGUUGCAGUAGCACCAAUUACCGACUGGAAGUUAUAUGCUUCAGCAUUUACUGAACGAUAUCUUGGAUUACCAUCACGAGACGAAAUCAUUUAUCAAGAAUCUAGUGUGUUACAAAAUGUUAAUGAAAUCAAAGAUGAGAGUUUCAUGAUUGUACACGGCACUGCUGAUGCAAAUGUACAUUUUCAGCACACAGCAGAGCUGAUACAACACCUGGUGAAAGCAGAAAGAAACUAUACACUACAGAUUUAUCCAGAUGAAGGCCAUUUUAUUACAGCUGAAAAAAGCAAGCAUCAUAUGUACAGUGCUAUCCUCAACUUUUUCAGAGAGUGCCUCAAGCAAGAAACACCUAUAUUACAGAAGGAACCAGAGGACGAUGAAUAAAAUCAGAAACUCGUUAAACUGGAAAAAAUAAAGAAAACUCAGUAUACUGAAGACAAAGCUAAUAGUCCAGAACUCUCAGAACCCAGCAUUAAGUACCACUGUUAGUGGAAGUGCAGAAGUACCAGGGCAGCUGCAAGAAAUUCACAGAAACAGCACAUUAGAGAUUAUGAAUCUGAUGACUGGCAAAAAGGAUUUGAAAUUCAUGUGCCAGGUCCAGGAUUAUUUUCAAAGGAACCAUAUUUAAACAAUUUUUGGGAAUACAUUGACCUGUUAGCACAUUUAAACAAAAGUCAGAAUUCCAGUUGUGCAUAUGCAUGUGUAUUUUGUUUGGCUUCACUGCUGUAUAGGUUAAUACUUGUUGAUUGGUAACAACAUUUAAAGAGAACACAUUUAUUUUCUUUUUAACUUUGUAUUGUCACUUGCACAAAAAUUAUGACAUAUAUAUUAUGAUGUGCAUUCUUUUUGUCAGAAACCAGAUAUUGUAGUUUGCAAAUUCAAAACCAUCCAGUUUCCCUGACGUCUCAUUAAUUAAAUAAACAGAAUUUUUAUAAGUCUUUUCAAAAGUAGAAUGUGUUUUCAAAACAUGUGGUAUUGUGUAUUAUGCAUUAGUUUAUCGUUCCCACAUAAGAUAAUCUUGCUUUUGCAAUAUAUCCACUUUAAUUUUAACUAACAAUAUAGCAAUUCCCAAUUUAGUACAGAUCAGGUGAUUAAAGAUCGGAUAUAAUAAGUCUGUUAUUGGCAAAUUGUUACAACUUCCAAUAACCUUUGUGCUUGAGCGAAUUUCUUCAUUCCAUCAAGCUCACUGGAAAUCAGAAUUACAUUUACCAAAUCUUGUUUCAAAAUUCAAAACAAUAAUCAUAAUACAUCAAAUUGCCUCUUUCAAUUUGAUUUUCCCAAUGGGAGCAAUAUUCAGAUACAGGACAUUUCAAUGACUAAUGAUUAAAAUCUCUUUUAAAUACCAUUAUUGAUGUAUCUUCCAGCAUUCAUUAUUAUCAUUACACCUAUAAAUUUCAGCCUUGCUAGAAUGCCCUGGUUUAAAUCUGGAGGGAAAUAAUUCCUGAGGAUUUCUUCUUAUAUGCUGGUUGUCAAAAUAAUUUGAAUUUUGUUAGCCCCAUAUCCACAUCUUAAUGAGUGAACUUAUCCAAAGGGAAUAUGAGAUAACAGUAAGACAUCCAUAAUGAAUUGAGGCAUUGUGUCUUCAAAAUAGUUGCAAAGUCUGCCAUCAUGUGGCCAAAAGCUAAAAGACUUGAAUCUAGCUGAACACUUAACUGAAUAAACAACAAAACUUCCCAUUCCAAUGAUAAAACCUCUUCUGAACAUCUUUGCUAAUGCCAGUUUUAUAGUUGUAAAUAUGUAGAAUAUAAAUAGUUUGUAUAAAAACUUUUAUGAAAAGGUAUUUUAUUUUCUGUUAUUACUAAAUCAAAAAUAGAAGAUGAAAGAGCAAAUUAAUCGCCAACUUUAAGGGCAUUUAAAUGGUCAUUGGAUAAACAAAUGGAUGAUAAUGGAAUAGUGUAGGUUAGAUGGGUUUCAGUUUGGUUUCACAGGUUGGCGCAACAUCGAGGGCCAAAGGUUCUGUACUGUGCUGUAAUGUUCUAUGUUCUGAUUGCUAACUUUAUGUUAUACUCCUUAUUCCACCCUUCCCAAACAUGAUCCUGUUUUGAGAUUCAUAAGAUCACACAAAGGAUACACGUCAAAGGUGUGGAGAUUUAUGGAUAACUAAGUUACCUGAUAUAAUAAUUUUCAAGGAAGCAAGGUUUAAAUAGGUCAUCUUGCUCAUGAUUGAGUAAUACAAAAACAAAAUACUAUCAUGACUUGAUGUGUAUUUGUUGACACUGUGGCUCUGUUAUAUAAAAUUUUAGGAAUUGCUUUAUUUGUAGUUAUGGUAAAACUUAAGUGGUUGAAUGGUAAAAGAUACCUGUAGGGAGAUGCAUGACUGGAAAUAAUAAAAUAGCAAAUACUGCUGUUUUUCUCUUGAA
Molecule: messenger RNA, 4855 nt
Organism: Stegostoma tigrinum
Lineage: Eukaryota; Metazoa; Chordata; Chondrichthyes; Orectolobiformes; Stegostomatidae
Product: inactive dipeptidyl peptidase 10-like
Exons: 26
Coding region: 486-2879 (797 amino acids)
Biological process (GO): proteolysis
Molecular function (GO): serine-type peptidase activity; dipeptidyl-peptidase activity
Source: RefSeq, a predicted model, not a curated record